Molecule: messenger RNA, 1768 nt
Organism: Ziziphus jujuba (common jujube)
Lineage: Eukaryota; Viridiplantae; Streptophyta; Magnoliopsida; Rosales; Rhamnaceae
Product: protein NEOXANTHIN-DEFICIENT 1
Exons: 12
Coding region: 647-1531 (294 amino acids)
Source: RefSeq, a predicted model, not a curated record
AUCCAGGCAACGACGCAGACGAAAAGAAAUUAAAAUACUAGCGAGCACACCCUUACUUAAAUGAUUGCGUCAUCAAAAUGUCGUACAGAAAUCCGCAUCGAAUUUGAUCAAAUCAAGAAAAGUUUUUUAGGAUAAUACAUUAAAAAAAUGAGUAAAUAAAUACAACAGAAUAGCUUAGACAAGAACAUGGUAUUGGAAAGUUGGUUGGAUGGAAAUGUUACUUUCAGUUGGCGCGAAAUCAAAUGUCGUUGUUAGGAUAAAAAUCCCUACCCCCAGUUCUGCGGCUACGAUGUUCUCACCUAAGCUAACCAACUUCCUCUGUCGCCUUCUCUCCCUUCCAUUAUUUCCUUUUACUUCUUUCACUCUCACUUAUCUUCAAUUGGACUCGUUUCUCUAGCUGGGUUUCAUUUUUUCCCUUCAAAUUUUAUAUAAAACCUUCAGCUUUUGGGAGCUUUUUAAUCUCUUUUCCUUCUGUUGCACGCGUAAAGAACAGAGCUUUUCUGGGUUCAGCUUGUCUUCGUUUGUGUUUCAUUUCCUGAGCAUUUGUUUGCAGUGUAUAAAUGAAUACAGAGGCUUUAACUGAUUGGAGAACUGUUCUAUCUAGAAAUGUGCGGUAGAUGUUAAUUCCUUUUUGGCAUGUUCAAACAUGGAUGAUGGAGAAACAAAACGUUCGACCGGUUAUGGCAAGCCUCCAUGGAUGUUUAAAGGAAGCGCUUUGUAUCAGCUACACCUUGUGAGAGCAGAAACCGCUCGAGCAUGCAUCCCAAAGGAGUUCAGAUUAGUUGAAGCAUUUGGGUAUACUCUUGGUGGGUUUUUUCUCGCCAGCUAUGAUGACAGUCCUGCUGGAGUCUUUGAUGAGCUUGUUGUGAUUGCUGGACUUGUAUGGAGCCCACCAACAUCUUGCGCGUGGGCCACCAAGGUGCUCGUGAACAGUGAUGCAGCUUGUGAUCAUGGAAGGAAGGAAGUAGGGCUUCCAAGUCAGGUUGCAAGGUUUUCAAAGAGAAUAACAGCAAUUCCAAGGAAGGAAAAGAGUGAGCACAUUGGAUUUCUCGAUAUGAUCGGUAUGAGUGAUAGCUUCUCUGAUUCAAAGGAUCAUAUGGAUGUUCAAGUGACAGAAGUCAAUGGUCCUGCUGCAGAAGAUGACUCUUCUAUCAGCCUUACCACUUUAGUGCCUGCGCUGAAAUAUGACAAGUGGAUGGGGCCAACCAUUAAAUUGUCACUUCCAAGUUUUAGUGGCCGUACAGAGUAUACUCCUGAAAUUCUCAAGUAUUCUUGCAAGAUCCAGUGCAGAGUGAGAGCCGUACAACCUGCAAAAGUAUCUAGUUCAGAUCCUAUGCCAAAAAAUGACAAAGAACACUCAGAACUUCAUAGUUGUUGCACCAGAAAAUUCGCAGAUAGUGGUCGAAACCUCAGCACAGCAAUAAUGUUAUCUAAGCCCAUAUUAGCAUUGAAGUUCAGUUGUAUGACAAUGCAGGUUGAAGCUCCUUCCAUAGUUUCUGACUGUUCUAAAAAAUCUCUAAGAACUUGUUGAUCAACUGGUCUUCUUCGAAGGCGAAGCAAUAUCUAAUAUAUUGAAGCUCCCAUCAUAGUUUCCGACUGUUCUCAAAACUCUCUAAGAGCUUGUUGAUCAACUGGUCUUCUUCAAAGAAGAAGAAAUAACUAAUAUAUAUAUAUAUAUGUAUAAUUAUUGGUAUAUCAUAUAUAUAUAUAUAUAUAUUGUAUCUUGCAUUGGUGUAUAAUGAUAUCAAUUCUAGGAUUCAGUUCUUUC